This is a messenger RNA of Erinaceus europaeus (western European hedgehog), 2724 nucleotides long. RefSeq names its product AMMECR1 like (gene AMMECR1L). The transcript is spliced from 7 exons. The record is from RefSeq and is a predicted model, not a curated record. The coding region runs from base 226 to 1158 and encodes 310 amino acids. Lineage: Eukaryota; Metazoa; Chordata; Mammalia; Eulipotyphla; Erinaceidae.
CGCUUCCUCGUCCGCCGCCCGCCCGCCCGGCCGGCCGUCCGUCCGUCCGUCUCCCCCGCCCCGUCCGCGCUCCCGCGGGCCCGCUUCUCCCGGGAAGCCCUCGGCAGGCGCAUGGCUCCAUGAAGCAAGGGGAGGCGGAGUGCGAGAGGUCCCGUCCGCCGCGGCAGCGUCUGGGCCAGGAGACGAGGGUUCUGCAGCCGUCCAGACCUCAGGCACUGAAUCAGGAUGGGAAAAAGACGUUGUGUUCCUCCACUCGAGCCCAAGCUGGCAGCAGGCUGUUGUGGGGUCAAGAAGCCCAAACUAUCCGGAAGUGGAACGCACGGUCACGGGAACCAGUCCACCACUGUCCCCGGCUCUAGUUCAGGACCUCUUCAAAACCACCAGCAUGUGGAGGGCAGCAGCGGUCGGGAGAAUGUGUCGGACUUAACUCUGGGACCUGGAAACUCUCCCAUUACACGAAUGAAUCCCGCAUCGGGAGCGCUGAGCCCUCUCCCCCGGCCUAACGGAACUGCCAACACCGCCAAGAACCUGGUGGUGACUGCGGAGAUGUGCUGCUACUGCUUUGACGUCCUCUACUGUCACCUCUACGGCUUCCCACAGCCACGACUUCCGCGAUUCACCAAUGACCCCUAUCCACUCUUUGUGACAUGGAAGACAGGACGGGACAAGCGGCUUCGUGGCUGCAUUGGGACCUUCUCGGCCAUGAACCUUCACUCAGGACUCAGGGAAUACACGUUAACCAGUGCACUUAAGGACAGCCGAUUUCCCCCCCUGACCCGAGAGGAGCUGCCUAAACUUUUCUGCUCUGUCUCCCUCCUUACUAACUUUGAGGAUGCCAGUGAUUACCUGGACUGGGAGGUAGGGGUCCAUGGGAUUCGAAUUGAAUUCAUCAAUGAAAAAGGCGUCAGACGCACAGCCACAUACUUACCUGAGGUCGCUAAGGAACAAGACUGGGAUCAGAUCCAGACAAUAGACUCCUUGCUUAGGAAAGGUGGCUUUAAGGCUCCGAUUACCAGUGAAUUCAGAAAAACCAUCAAGCUCACCAGGUACCGCAGUGAGAAGGUGACAAUCAGCUAUGCAGAGUACAUCGCUUCUCGACAGCACUGUUUCCAGAACGGCACUCUUCAUGCCCCGCCCCUCUACAAUCAUUACUCCUGACACGCGGCUGCAUGACCAGUCUCGCCCCCCUGUGGCCGCCAGUGGCUAUGACAUCAUUGGAGCAGACGCCUCCUCUUCCUGGUCCAGUUACUUCUAUUACUGCACCAUUUUAUGACGCUAGCUUCCGUUGCCGAGCCUGCCUGCUGACUGAGGGGAGGGCAGGGGUUACUCUGAAUGAAGCAGAACUUACGGGGCCCAAGCCUUAUCUCAGCCUUUCCUCAAUAUGGGGUUCUGUUGGAUUGGGGCUCCUCCAUGACUAGUGAGAAUUACUUUGUGGGUUCAAAAGACUCUGGCAUGCAGGUGCCACUGGUGACUUGCUACCUGCGUGUUGGCCAUACAGUGGAAGCUGGAAUUGACGAUCCAAGAAGGCUUAACCCCCCCGCCACGCACACACCCUCCUACAACCUCCCCAGAUCAAGUAAGUGUAUUCUCCUGGCAGUCUGGGCAACGGAGAACCAACGAGAAACAUUUUUAGGUUGUUUUAAAGUCCUUUUGUUUUUUUUAAACUUCCAGUUUAUUGCAUACCAACCAAGAGUUGAUCGCAACCUCCACGCUUCAUUAAGUGGACGCCAUGUUAGGGUUGAAUGUGGGCGCCAAGAGCUCUUUGCGUCUCCUGGACAGAGACCCACACCCAGAUCGGAAGCCCUCCGGAUGGCAUUGCAGAUCUCAUUGCUCAAUUAGCCUUGAAGGUUUCAAUUCUCAUCCCACUAUCGGUUGGAUUUUUUUUGGCACUCUUCCUGCAUUGAGUCUCCUGGUAUUGAACAGAGCUCUGUGGUGUAGCCUGCGAAGGAAUGGACUAGGAUGCCUAUGGGAGGCCCUGAUGUCGUCGCUGCAUGCAGUGUGAAAAGAGAGACCUCUUCCUUACCACCCGGCUACCUCACUCCAUGGUAGCAGUGCCUAUAGCUGGAUCUAGGUUCUCAGAAGGCAUAGCUGUUCACAGAAGCACUCGGGUUGGGCUUUAAAAGGACAUGUCAGAGGAGGGAAUCCAGGGUUUCUGAGUUGUCUUUCUUAUCAGGCAAACAUUCCGAGGGACCUUUAAGCUGAGGAGUUCUUUUUCUAGCUUGUGCCUGUAGAAGUGGGAAGACUAGAUGUUGCAGUCCUUCAUGGGACUUCAGAGCCAAGCUGUGUAAUUCAUCAAACAAGGUGAAUCUUCAUCUUGCCUAACAUGCUGGGAACCUUCAUCCCCAGUAGGGCAGCGUCCCAGACAGCUCGUUUUAUUCUAGGUCACUCAGACUUUCAUAUGGCAUAGUUCCCCAUUCCAUUGUUGCCGAUUCCAAACAGCUGUCAGCAAGUCACUCCUCCCUCUUGCCUGUUCGCUCAUUUAGUGACAGAGUUCGUACAAGUUGGAGACUCGGAAGAUGCUUUGAAAACCUUGUCACAGAGGCACUUCUGAAGUAAUUCACAGGAAGAGGUGUGGCCAGUGGGAAGAAAGGACCCUAGGGGUGACACACUGGUGUUCAGCCACAUUCACAGAAAACUCUUGAAGUGAACUGGGUUUCUGUACACCCGGUGAACACAAUGCUUUGUUUAAUUUUUUAAGGUGGUGGUGGUGGUGGUGGUGGUGGU